AUGAUGCUGGAAGCUCUUACCAGUGUCAACUAUGCCGCUGGCGUUGCCACAGUCGUAGCGGUACUCUCUGUGUUAUACAAAAAAUUCUCGCCAGCGGCCAGGAAGGACAUCCGGCUUCCACCUGGACCUCCCGCCUGUUGGUUCUGGAGUAACGCGUUGCCUACUGUAAACAUUGCUUAUGCACUGACCAACUUGGUUCGAGAGUAUGGGCCGGUUUUGUCGUUCAAACAAGGUAGCCAGGUGAUGAUCGUCAUUGGCAGUGUGGAGGCAGCUGCAGAAAUUAUGGAGAAAGAAGGUGGAUCACUGGUAGAUCGGCCUCGUUUCGUUGCUGCAGGUGAGAUGCUCUCAAAUGGACUGAGUCUCACCGUGGCUCGUUCCGGAGAACGCUUCCGUCGCCUCCGAAAAGCAGUGCAUCCUCAUGUCCAGCCAAAGGCAGCACAAGCAUACCAAGAUAUGCAGCGCGAGAACGCGAUGAACUUUGUAUUGGAUAUGCUGAAUGACCCAAUGAACCAUCAGAAGCACGCACAACGGUAUGCAGCAUCAGUCGUUCUUCGGGUGACUUAUGGGAAGUCUGCUCCCACUGCCAACGCCGAUCCCGAAUUUGCCCGUCUCAGCAGAGUCGUUGAACAUUUUCAAGCUACAAUUCGCCCAGGAGCUUAUCUAGUCGAUCGUGUGCCCCUUUUGCGCUACUUGCCUGGUUACGGAAAGCAACUUCACGAGUGGCAUAAUGAGGAGCUUGAGUUAUUUAGACAUCAUUUAAGGCGCGUCAAGAAUGAAAUAGAUCAAAACCGAGCUGGCCCCUCUUUCACCAAGGCACUAUUGGAAAACACCGAAGAGCACAAGCUCUCUACAGACGAGAUGGCGUAUCUCGCCGGAUCACUCUUUGGGGCGGGAGCUGAUACGACAGCUAUUGGAAUUACAGCUAUUAUCAUGGCUGCGGCAUGCCACCCAUUGGCUCAGGCAAAGGUGCAUGAAGAGCUAGAUAUGGUAAUUGGGUCGGACAGAGCACCGACAUUUAACGACUCAAGCUCCCUCCCUCAAUUGCACGCGUUCUUGUUAGAAGCUUUGAGAUGGAGACCUAUCGUCCGCAUUGGAUUUCCUCACCGUGCAACCAAGGAUGUUUUGUGGCGAGGAUACUGCAUUCCCAAGGGUGCAACAGUCUACGGCUGCCAUUGGACUAUUUCUCGCGAUCCUAUCGUCUUCCCAGACCCAGAAACAUUCAAUCCCCAACGCUGGCUUGAUUCAGAAGGCCGGAUUAAUGACAGUAAUAUGAAGUUCAUAACGUAUGGCUUUGGUAGACGUCUAUCUGUCAUUAAAAGCGUAUGUCCCGGCUUGCACAUCGCAAACCAAUCGUUGUACAUUACACUCGCACUUCUCUUGUGGUCUUUUCGCAUUGUUCAACGACCUGACGCACCGAUCAACACGCACGCUUUCGAUGAUACGGUCACUCCCCAUGCAGCGCCAUUCGAAAUCGAUGUCAUUCCCCGGGUCGAGGUUGCGAAGCUAAGAGCGAUGAUGGACGGGUCUAUGGAUUAG
Molecule: messenger RNA, 1536 nt
Organism: Suillus bovinus
Lineage: Eukaryota; Fungi; Basidiomycota; Agaricomycetes; Boletales; Suillaceae
Product: cytochrome P450
Exons: 11
Coding region: 1-1536 (511 amino acids)
Molecular function (GO): heme binding; oxidoreductase activity, acting on paired donors, with incorporation or reduction of molecular oxygen; monooxygenase activity
Source: RefSeq, a predicted model, not a curated record